Cicer arietinum (chickpea) is the source of this 1176-nucleotide messenger RNA. Its product is annotated as zinc finger CCCH domain-containing protein 41-like. NCBI's taxonomy places the organism in Eukaryota, Viridiplantae, Streptophyta, Magnoliopsida, Fabales, Fabaceae. The record is from RefSeq and is a predicted model, not a curated record. Gene Ontology annotation, molecular function: RNA binding. Gene Ontology annotation, cellular component: nucleus.
UUCCUUCUCAUAAUCAUGAACUCUAAUUAUUCACAGGCUACAGGACUCAAGGGUGAAGUUGCUACUGAGCAAGCUGCCAAGAGACCUAAAACGAGCAUGGCAUCCGAUGUUGCCAAACUGGCUUCUCCUCAAUCGUCUGAUGCUGAUAUUGGUAUGUCAUCUCCACAUGCAGAGUCAACAGUGGAUAAGAAUAAACAGCUGGUUAAUGCCGUUUCCCAAAGUCCUAAACCAAGUACGAGAUUACAAGAACCUACAGGCUUGAAGCAGUCAAUUCAACCAUUAGUGUCUGUAAAUAGAUACAAACUGGAUAAUCGUCCGACUGCAUUUAGAAUCAUCCCACCUUUGCCAGUCGGUCUAGCAAAUGUUACUGCUUUAAAGGAACACUUUUGCCCAUAUGGUGAACUUUCUUCUGUAGAGCUAGAAGAUGUCCAAGUCAAUGAUAGUAGCCAACAAGAGGCGCGUCUAAACUUCACUACUCGUGGAGCAGCUGAACAGGCAUUUAUAAAAGGUAAAUGCUGGAAAGACCAUAACCUGAGAUUCAUGUGGAUGACACCUACCAAUUCUGGCAAUGCCACUGUUAGUAGAGAACGUUCUCUAUCUGUUCCUCCCAGCGAGCCCUUAGAUACAGACAGCCAUUCUGAAGAGAAAUUGGAAAACUCUGUAAACCACCACGAAUCAGUUGUGCCUGAUGGUGAGCAUAAAGAUUCUGAAACUAAAAAUGGUUUGGAGCUUAUGGAAACUGAACCAGGUGAAGAUCAACACUGUACCACCUGUCAAGUUUCUUCUGCAAAACAAUCACCCGAGCGCAAUGUCUGUUGAGGAUCUACUAAUGAUCGGAUUUGUACAGCGAGGUAAAAUUUUAAAGCUAUCAAACUCUAAUUUUCGGGAGCAUUUUUUCCCUUUCAAUUUCUAAAAUAUUAUUAUUUGAUGUUCCUUUUGUUAAUGUUCAAGACAUGUAAAUUUCCUUCUAUUUUGCCGCCUCCUGUAUUUGGCGGUAUUAGUCGAAUGGUGCAUCAUGUUAUUUCUCAGCUUUUGGAUAGUUCUUUAGUAGGAUCAAAGUUUUGAAGAUCAAAAUUAAUGUUAAAAGCCAUUGAACGGUUACUUGACAAAUAUUUGGGAACCCCCUUUCCUUUGUAGCAACAGUAGAAAAAUAUAAUUUUAACUCCAUCCUUGAAA